AUGAUGCACAAGGCGAGGGCCGGUCGCCCUGCCUGCAGCGGACAGGACGGCUGUGAAGCUCCAUCCUCACAGACACCUGCUUCCACUGUUUCCAUGCGGCAGAUGUACCGGUCUCUUCCUGCUUCGGCUCGGCCCCCACCUUCGCUCCUCUCCGCCUCGCCCAGCUCUCGAACGCUACACGCCUUCUUUUCCUCCUCGGCACAUGCCUCAGUCUCUGGGAGCUUUCUGCCGCCGCUUACCGUCUGCCUCUUCUUCUUUCUUCUUCUGUGUCUCUCUGCAGUGACUGAAAGCCCACUCGCUCCCGUCGGUGCUGCGCAGCGGAGGACGGUAAAUCCGGCCGGCGACGAGACCCCGUCGCCUUCCGCGUUGGAAAGCAGGGACAGGGAUUCGGCUUCGACAGGAAUCCCACAAGAGCGGGACGGGGUCGCUGCCAGCGUUUUCGACGUUGGAAACGCACUUCUUCCACAGCUGGAGGUCCGCCAUGAUUCGGACGUACCGACGGACCCUGAAGGCGCGACAGAGGGGGAGCUCGCAGAAAAAUGGACUUGGGCUGGGGAUGCAAAAGAGACGGGAGAUCGUGCGGCUUCUCCUCGACGAGAAGGAAGCGAUCUACGAGCAGGGCCGGCAAGAAUCUCCAGGCUUCCACGCGGAGAAGGCCGCGAUCGACCGGCGCGGCGCACAACGGCUCGGGUGCCGGCAGGCGGUAACCAUCUGAGACACACAAGAGGACGUGGCGGGCGCGACGGGAGCAGCUCGUUUUUCGAGAGUGAAACGGCGGAACAUCCGCGUGCCGAGGCCUCGUCGCAUCUUCCUCGUUCAGAGGAAGCUGGGAGCGAAGGUAGACGCGGGGAAGAGGACACCGAGUCUCCUCUGGGUUCUGCGAAGAGCUCUGCAGCCUACGCAGGUCCCGAAGCGAGAACGAGCGGCCGAGAGACAGCGGAGGAAACGCCGCGGCGCCUCCUUGACUCGCUGCCGUGGUCGCCACCUGCCCGCGAUCCGCUCCUCUCUUCUGCAUCUCCUUCCUCUCGUCCCUCUUCGUCUGCGUCGGGAUCUUCUGCAGGCCGGCCGGCGGGCGUGUCUUCUGGCUCUGAUUCGCGCACAUCCCUCCCCGGCAUGUCUGGUCGCGGUGACGCACAGGAUGGCGACGUGCAAGCCGAGGGGGCGCAAAAGUCUGUUGAGACAUCGCCUGUUUCCUCUCUGGCGGGCGGUUUCCUGCCCGACUCUGGGUCUCAAGCGCCGUCUGAGAAGCAGCAUGAUUCGCUUCGCUCAUUCUCUUCUCUCCCUGCCUCUACGUCGUUUAGCAGCGACCUGUUUGCUCCAAAAGCUCCUUCUCGGCCUCAGAGGGGUUCUUCGGCGCCAGGCGACCCGCCAGUCUUAGAGAUCCCGGCCUCCGUGCUUUUCGUCGUGGGCAUAAUUGUGAGCGUCCUCGGGACGAUUCUCUCGGCUCUCGGCGAUGUGUGCAUUCGAUUUUCUUUUGUUCGCCAGGCGGCGUCUGCCCCUGGGAGUUCUCCGCCCGUCUCGCGCGCGCUCUCGCCGGCGACGCCGGAGACCGGCGACGCUGAAGACGGCGAAUCAACGCGUCAUCCUGUGGGGCGUGGAGCGCCUAUGGAGGGGCUGGCGAUUCUGCCGCUUCCCCCAACUUCGGGUAUCCUGGCGGAGGCGAACUCGAGCCCCUCCCUCGCGGCCAGUCCUCGCCUUUCCUCCUCGUUGUCUUCCUCCUCGGCGUCGGCCAGCUGCCACAGGGGACGCGGCGCCGCCAGCGCGGACGCUCGCGGCAUUUUGGACGAGGCGCUCCUCCCUGCUGCAUCGUCCGGUGUACGUACACCCGCCGUGGAGGAAGGCGAAGAAAUGCUCCCGCCGCGCAGGGGGAGGCAGCUGUCGGAGGCGACGCGUCCCCCCACGUCCUCCUGGAGAGACGGAGAGGACCGAUUUCUCGCUUCGGCGUCGUCGUCAUUCAUCGAAUUCGGGGGGAGCGAGGACGGCGACGAACUGCGCAUCAGCGGGGAGGUGGAGGUCGCCGCGCCGUGCGAGUGCAGGUGGGAUUCUCUCUGGGCCUUCGGCGUCUUCUGCAGCUGCGUCGUCUCGCCUGUCCUCUCUGUCGUGUCUCUUUCGCUCCUGCCCGCCAACAUCACCGGCUUCGCAGCGCUCCAGAUCUUCUUCGUCGUCAUCCUCGCGCGGCUCAUGCUCGGCGAAGUCGUUCACAAAGUCAACUUGGCUGGCGGCGUGUUGGUCGUCGCGGGGCUGGUGACGCUGACGGCCUGCGCAGCGCCGGAGCCGCCUCUGCCGGACACCGCGACGCUCGCGCGCCAGCUCGUCUCGCCGGCGGCGAUUAUCUUCGAGAGCGUCUGCUCGGUAGUCGUGGUCGUCGGGCUGAGUCUACUGCUGCUGGUGCGGCCUGAGAAGGCCUCGCCCCCCCCAGCCCCAGCGCCGAGUCCUGAAGUUCUCGUCUUUUCGGAUCCGCCGGGCCUGCCCCCCGCAGAAGAGAAGCUCCGCGAGGCCCGCGCCGCGCUUGCCGAGAGCCCGCAGGGAGGUGCGCGGGCGGCGGAGGGCGGCGGAUUUGACAGGCUUGGCAGAGGAUGCCUCAGCUCAGCGGCGGAGUCGGUGGCGUCUGGACGCGAUCGUCCCGAGGGCUUGGCGGACCUCUGCGGCGAGGGGGGCGAGCCAGAGGGUUUCGGGGCUUCUGGCGGCUUGGCGGAGGCAGAAAGCAAAGCAGAGGGGUCCUUGGUUCACGCGGCGAUUCCUCUACUCCACCACAUGUUCCUACCUGCCACGGCGGGCGUCCUUGGCGCCGUUGCGAGCAUUUCAAUAAAAUUAAUUCAGGCCUUUUUUCUUUCCUUCUCGUCGGCCUGCCUCCCUCCGUCCAGCUCCGCCGCCGCGCUUCUCCAGGGCUCCGCGUCGUUGUCGCUGGAUCCUCUGCCCGCGACGUCGGUUUCGGUGGUCGCGUCUGUGUUUGACAUGCUCCUGUGUCUCGUGAACCCCGUGUUUCUGUUUCACCAUAUUCGCCUUCCUCUCCUGUUUGUUUUGACGGCUGCGGCAGCGCUGUUGGAGCUCCUUUUCCUGUCGCAGAUGCUGCGCUACUACCCCGCGUCGGAGAGCGUGCCUCUCAUGGAUGCGGUGCUCACUGUCUUCACUGGCUUGGGCGGCGUGAUCAUCUUCAACGAGCCCCCGAAGAAUCCCUGGGGCUGGGCGACUGGCCUCGCCUUCCUCGUCCUCGGUGUGGUCGUCCUCGGCUUCGGCGGGAAAAUAUGGAGCUGCAUGCGAAAGGCAGCCAAGGCGUGGCACCGUUUUUGGCUGGUCAGGCUCCGAAGGCCGCGCACUGCGGCGGCUGCGAGUGCAGGGCGGAGUGUGGAGCCCCACCGUGGGCCACUUGGCCCUGGGCUAGACGGGUUGGAACCUGGAGACCCGCGCACGAGGCGGGCCCGCGUCAGCGAAGAGAGCGAGGGCCUCGGGGGGCUCGGGCUUCUGUUUGGGUGGAUAGACGCCUCGUCGUGGAUCUCUGCAGCCGAGAGAAGGAGGGAAGCUGUGCAGCGAGAGGACAGACCAUGCGACGCCCCACUGGAGCAGGACGACGGAGGUGGCGGGGAGAAACGAGGCUUUUUCGCGCACCUCCUCGAGGGCCUGGCUAAACGCACGCACAGCCAACACAGCACAAGUGUACAGACACCGGAGAACUCUCUCGGGACAAGCCGGGAACACCAUGGAUUGUCAGAAUUCCAGGCUCUCACAGACGAGGAAGAAUCCCGCAGUGGGAGACGGAGAGACACAGUCGAGUGCAGGCGGCCCUCGAUGGAAAAUCCUCUUCUGCUACGCUCAGAGCAGGAACUUCGGCGCCUGUAG
Besnoitia besnoiti is the source of this 3837-nucleotide messenger RNA. RefSeq lists its product as uncharacterized. The coding region runs from base 1 to 3837 and encodes 1278 amino acids. Gene Ontology annotation, biological process: magnesium ion transport. Gene Ontology annotation, molecular function: magnesium ion transmembrane transporter activity. The transcript is spliced from 4 exons. Gene Ontology annotation, cellular component: membrane. NCBI's taxonomy places the organism in Eukaryota, Apicomplexa, Conoidasida, Eucoccidiorida, Sarcocystidae. The record is from RefSeq and is a predicted model, not a curated record.